This is a messenger RNA of Polypterus senegalus (gray bichir), 2990 nucleotides long. RefSeq lists its product as uncharacterized. Bases 8 to 862 code for a protein of 284 amino acids. The record is from RefSeq and is a predicted model, not a curated record. Lineage: Eukaryota; Metazoa; Chordata; Cladistia; Polypteriformes; Polypteridae. The transcript is spliced from 7 exons. Gene Ontology annotation, cellular component: membrane.
CUUUGAAAUGCUGGGUCUGUUCUGGGCUCCUCCUCACUUUUGUUGCUGUCUUUUUUUGUUAGAGCAAAGUUCUACAACCAAAGAUCACUGCACAUUAGGAAAUCAAAUCCCCCUAGGAAGUCAAUCGUGUAGAGAGCAGCUGGAGCAAGUGAAGAAAAUGUCACUGUCAUACGAGAAAACAUCUGAACAAGUCACAAUAACUUUAAAGCCUACACCAGCUGACAAUGCCUGCCCCCUAAUUUGCCAGCUGUGCUAUUCACUGUGCUGCAGUUCAUUCUGCCAUGUUUCAAAAGCAUUCGAGAAAAUAAUUAAUGGAAACUUGAGUACCUUUGGGGCAAUACAAAUAAUGGUUGGAAUGGUGAACAUUGCCUUUGGGUUAAUUCUUAGAAAUCAAACCCCAUGGUUUGAUGUGCCAUAUUGGGCUGGCUCUGUGUUUAUUGUUGUUGGAUGUUUCUGCUUCUUGGUUGACAAAUUCCACAGUCCUUGCAUGGUUUUGCUAUGUUUAAUCAAAAACAUCAUAUGUACUGGCUGUGCUGUUGCUAACAUAGUUUUAUUGUGCAUUGAAUUGCCUCGUACACCCUACUUAUACUGCACAAAAAAAGAUGAAUAUUCAAGAUGGUCACACGGGAAAUUUGAUAAUUACACCUUUGAAGUGUGUCAAAAUCUUUUCCACAGUUUAAAAGAUUUUUUACUUGGAAUAAAGAUACUCUAUAUAGGUUUUGGAACUCUUCAUCUCUGCAUUACCAUCAGUAUUGUAGUUCUAACCAUAAAGGCUCUGUGUAAAUACAGAAACUGUAAUAAGCCUACGUUGGAUGAUGAAGAUGAAGUAAUUACACCACUCCCAAAUGUAAAGGGAAACUAAGUGUCUGAGCUCUGAAGUAAUUUCUUGGAUUUAUGACAUUGAACUGAAAGGAUGUAAUUGGAAAAUAUGUUUUUUCCUUUUUUGUAAAGUAUACAUAUACACCUUUAUAUGAAAUCUUCAGUUAUUUGCAAUCUGUCACAAAGAAUAAGAUUCAUUCUGCAAAACAAAAUAAACUGACAUGUUUCUUGAGAAAAUUAUUUUAUUUUGCCAAGUUUUACACCCAGAACUUAAGUUUAGGAAUGCUAGGACCUUGCAACCCAAAAAAAAAAAAACCCAAAAUAACACAUUUCAGUGGCGAUAAUGCAAUUAGAAAGGUUUUCCUAAUAACCAAUUAGCUUUUACACAAGAAUAAUUAAGGAUAAGCUAAGGGAAUUGGCCAUUAGGACACUGAGGUAUUACUGCUGAAAAAUGGGGCUUUGUAGCUAUAUGUAAAUAAUAAAUUAGAAAUUAGUCAUUUCAAGCAGUUGUAGCCAUUAUAAACAUUAGUAAUGCCUUAUAUAUAUUUUUUAAUUAACUUAAUGGUAUCUUGAUAAAGAAGGGUAUCAAUUUCUACCAAAAACGUGAAGAUUUCUGGAUGAUCCCAAACUUUAGAUAGGUAGUGUCUAAAGUAAACACCAGAUUUAAUAUAUAAUUUGUUAAUGGAUUUUAGAUUUGGCAGGCACUAACUCUUACUACUGCGGUGGGCUGGCACCCUACCAGGGGUUUGUUUCCUGCCUUGCGCCCUGUGUUAGCUGGGAUUGGCUCCAGCAGAUCCCCGUGAUCCUGUAGUUAGGAUAUAGCAGGUUGGAUAAUGGAUGGACGGAUGGAUAACUGGCACUACAAUAUUUUUCUAGACAUAAAGCAUCACAUUCUUUUUUUGUUUAGCAUUCAACAAAAUGUAAAUGUGCCACUGCCAUAAUUGCUGAUCACAUACUUUUCCACUGAGGUUAUAUUAGAUGGACACACAGAAAGCAUAUCCAUUUGUUACUUCUGGUUUCCUUGCUGUAUCAGUAGACUGUGAUACAUAUCAAAGAAUGUGUUGUCAUGUAUCCUCAAUGUUUAGUAUGUUUUAUAUAUAUUCUGUUUGUUAUUUUUAGGAUAAUGACUUAAGAGGGUGCUUGAACGUAGUGCCACAUUAGCUCUCUUGUAUAGGAAGUGAUCUGUGGACUUCGCCUAGAGGUAAUCUAGCAAUAAAUUUUAAAGGUCAGUUGUUGUAGGUGUGUAAACAAGUCACGUGUUUAGAUGGAAGUGAAGGCUCACUUACAGAAAGGAAAAGAGGCUAGGGGCUGAGAGAGAUGGAAGGUGGCGGGAAGUGUUUUUGUGUUGCAUUGUUACUAAUAGCAAAUACACUACACUGUCUUUAGUUCUUACUUUUAUGUGACCCCUCCAUCUAUCCAUCCAUCAAUGUUCCAAAACUAGUUUAUUCAAUUUCAGGGCUGAUGGAAGCAAACUUUAUUCUAGAAACAAUGGGUGUAAGGCAGGAACCAAUGCUGGACAGGGCACCAAUACAUUGUAGGGCACACUUAUGCUUACACUCACACAAGCAUAGUUUAAAGUCAACAGUUAACUUAAUUAAACACAGGAGUACCUUGGAAGAUCCCAAGCAGAUGAGGAAAACGUGCAAAAGAUACUCAGAUAAUUAACAAGCCAGGAUUCAACUUACUUUACUACAACUAUAAGUCAGCAAGGGAACCACUGCCCAACAUUAAAUUAAUCAGAAGGUCAAACAUUAUAAUUAAAAGCAAAGUAACAUGCUCUUUCCACCAGCAGAUAUCACAAUGCAUUAUGCCAGUCUCAAUUUGCCUUUUCCAUUCAAUUGUUUAACAUUUUUAACAUUCAGUCUUUCCAUUUAUAUUACACCAUUAGUGUUAUGAAAAUGUUGUUAGAUGAAAACUGUUUUGAUUAUUUUCUACCUACUGUCAAUAUUUAUUAUCUAUUGUGUGUAAUAUCUAUCAAAUUCCCAUUAUUACCUAUUGUCACUAUGUUGUGUUUAUCCUGAAACAAUUUAAAAUGAGUGUUCCACUCAUAUGGUGAAUAUCUACUUUAUGAUAAGGUUUACAAGUUUAUAUAUCUGCAAUGAAUUCCUAAAUGUUGCAUUUAAUCUUGACAGAUGUGAUAAGUGAUUAAACAUGGUUUUAUUUUCUGUUAA